AUAACAUAAAAAAGGAAUAGUGACAUUAUCGUUCUUUUGACUGUUAUUAAAAUUAGAAAAUAAAAGAGAUGAGUAUAAUCACUUUAACUUUGCUCCUGUGUGCUGAUCUCCUGGAUUUCGUCAUAGGUUAUUUAACAGUCACCAUUGAGCCUCUCCCUCCUGUAGUUAUGGGGGACACAGUGACUUUGAAGUGCAAUUUCAGGACUGAUGGCAACCUUCGAGAGAUAGUGUGGUUUCGGGUGACGGAGGGAGGUACCUCAAAACAGAAAAUAUUUACUUAUGAUGCCAUGUACAACGCCAAUGUUUCUCACAUGGAGGACUUUCGCAGAAGAGAGGACCUUGUUUACCAGUCUACUGUCAGGCUCCCUGAGGUUCAAAUGGAAGAUGACGGGCCAUAUGAAUGUCAUGUGGGGAUCUAUGACAAGGUGUCUAGAGAGAAGGUGGUCCUGGCAUCUGGGAGUAUCACACUUAAUGUUAUGUCUCCACCAAAAUCUAUAGCUGUCAUUGCUGCAAAUCAGCCAGCUCGAUUUAAUCUCUACGAGGCUCAAAACUUCACGCUUGUUUGCAUUGUUACUGGAGGAAAACCUGCCCCCGUGGUGUACUUUAAGAGGGAUGGAGAACUUAUUGAAGUUCAUACUUCCACAUCUUCUGAGAAAGUAGAAAGCAGAGGCUUGCUUGCAGCCAAAGACAACCAGCCACUUAUUAGCCGAGAACUGGACGAUACAAAAGUGCAGAAGUCCCAGUCUUUCCUGGGCCCUUACAGCGAACCGGUGCGUCUGGACAAGGACAGACCCCAACGCAGCUACACUUCUAGAGCCCCUGGUGAGGAAGAACCUAGCCCCACCACUGAGGUCAUCCCAGAGACUGUGAUCAGUAGAGAAUUCCCUCGCUGGGUGCUCAGCUCAAGCCCGUUGUACUUUUUCAACCAUACUCGGUAUGAACUACAUGACGGUACUCUGGAGGUCCAAGCAAUGCUCACCUGGCACCUGAAUCCACAACUGGACAAUGAGGCUCUGUUCAGCUGUGAAGUCAAGCACCCAGCCCUUUCCAUGCCCAUGAAGGCAGAAGUUACACUCUCUGCUCCGAAAGGCCCAAAACUCUCUGUUACACCAAGCAGAGCGAAAGUGGCAGACACAGUCCGCAUCAAAGUGGAAGGAUUCCAAAUGGGACCUAAAGCGAAUGAAGUGUUUCCAGAGCCUCUGUUCAUAUGGACACGCGUGGGAGGACGCCUGCUGGAUGGCAGUGUGGAGAGAUUUGGGAAAGUACUGGUUCUGGAGAGAGUCCCAGCUGAGCUCAACGGCUCAAUGUACCGCUGCACAGUGCAAAACCCUUUGGGAUCAACCAACAUGCACACCCGCCUCAUAGUGUUUGAAAAUCCAAGGAUCAAGAAAACUACACAUCUAAAUCUCAGUGAUUCUGGUGGAGCUAUGCUCGGACCCUCAUUGAUGCUGCUACUGGUGUCAUUGACUUUAGAGUUAACAUGAACACUACAGGACACACUUUCAAUUAAAACCCUCUAUGAUACUCUUGUCAGCUCCACUGCCAUCUCUCUCGCUGUCCAGCAGCUAUAAUCCAGGACUGAGAAUGCAUCAGAGAAAUGUGUGCUCAGAAUGAGAGUGCAAGCCUCAAUCUACCCCGACGACCUUCAUCAUGUGACUUCAGUUCAGUUUGUUCCACACCUGUUUUGUCACAAUACAGUGACAUUCAUACUUUGCCUUCAUUUUCUACAUUUUAUUUGUGUACAGCUGUUGCAGGAAAGGAUUAGAGUGUGGUGGAAUGGGUCGGCCCACAUACAGAUAAUACUUUACAAUAAGCUGUUUAGUAUAAUGAAAUCUGUAAUGUAAUUUAAUUAAUGUUGUUCCUUAACAUUGUCCAGCAGCUGGGUGCAAAGACACUCACUGGCUUUCAGAGCUGAACUUGAUUUUGAAAUAUCAGAAUAAGCUUCACCUACUACAUGUGACCUCUAGAUGACAGUGUAGAUCUUCAAACCAGACACAUGUGAAAAAA
Xyrauchen texanus (razorback sucker) is the source of this 2007-nucleotide messenger RNA. RefSeq names its product immunoglobulin superfamily member 21-like. Gene Ontology annotation, cellular component: adherens junction. Gene Ontology annotation, biological process: heterophilic cell-cell adhesion; homophilic cell-cell adhesion. The coding region runs from base 69 to 1484 and encodes 471 amino acids. The record is from RefSeq and is a predicted model, not a curated record. Lineage: Eukaryota; Metazoa; Chordata; Actinopteri; Cypriniformes; Catostomidae. The transcript has 10 exons.